AUGGAGAGGCCGCUUGCUCCCGCCUCCUCCCGUCUCCUCCGCCUCCUCCUGCCUCCACCCGCCUCCUCCCGUCUCCUCCCGUCUCCUCCCGUCUCCUCCUGUCUCCUCCCGUCUCCUCCCGUCUCCUCCAGCCUCCACCCGCCGCCUCCCGCCUCCUCCAGCCUCCUCCCGCCUCCUCCAGCCUCCACCCGUCUCCUCCCGCCUCCUCCCGCCUCCUCCCGCCUCCUCCCGUCUCCACCCGCCUCCACCCGCCUCCUCCCGCCUCCUCCCGUCUCCACCCGCCUCCACCCGCCUCCUCCAGCCUCCUCCCGUCUCCUCCAGCCUCCUCCCGCCUCCUCCCGUCUCCUCCAGCCUCCUCCCGUCUCCACCUGCCUCCUCCCGUCUCCUCCAGCCUCCUCCAGCCUCCUCCAGCCUCCUCCAGCCUCCUCCCGCCUCCUCCAGCCUCCUCCCGCCUCCUCCAGCCUCCACCCGUCUCCUCCCGCCUCCUCCCGCCUCCUCCCGCCUCCUCCCGUCUCCACCCGCCUCCACCCGCCUCCUCCCGCCUCCUCCCGUCUCCACCCGCCUCCACCCGCCUCCUCCCGCCUCCUCCCGCCUCCUCCCGUCUCCACCCGCCUCCACCCGCCUCCUCCAGCCUCCUCCCGUCUCCUCCAGCCUCCUCCCGCCUCCUCCCGUCUCCUCCAGCCUCCUCCCGUCUCCACCUGCCUCCUCCCGUCUCCUCCAGCCUCCUCCAGCCUCCUCCAGCCUCCUCCAGCCUCCUCCCGCCUCCUCCCGUCUCCUCCCGCCUCCUCCCGCCUCUUAAAGCCUCCUCCUCUCAAUCACACUUUGAAUCGCAAUACUCUAAUUCUCUGCUGGCAUGUCACUCCACAGAAGGGAUAUGAGAUUUGUCAAGUGACACAUGGAGAGGCCGCUUUCUCCCGCCUCCUCCCGUCUCCUCCCAUCUCCUCCCGCCUCCUCCAGCCUCCUCCCGUCUCCUCCCGCCUCCUCCCGCCUCCUCCCGCCUCCUCCCGUCUCCACCCGCCUCCACCCGCCUCCUCCCGUCUCCACCCGCCUCCUCCCUUCUCCUCCCGUCUCCUCCCGUCUCCUCCCGCCUCCUCCCGCCUCCUCCCGUCUCCUCCCGUCUCCUCCCGCCUCCACCCGCCUCCUCCCGUCUCCUCCCGUCUCCUCCCGUCUCCACCCGCCUCCACCCGUCUCCUCCCGUCUCCACCCGUCUCCUCCAGCCUCCUCCCGCCUCCUCCCGUCUCCUCCCGUCUCCUCCCGUCUCCACCCGCCUCCACCCGUCUCCUCCCGUCUCCUCCCGUCUCCACCCGUCUCCUCCAGCCUCCACCCGCCUCCACCCGUCUCCUCCCGUCUCCUCCCGUCUCCUCCAGCCUCCACCCGCCUCCACCCGUCUCCUCCAGCCUCCUCCCGUCUCCUCCAGCCUCCUCCCGCCUCCUCCCGUCUCCUCCUGCCUCCUCCCGUCUCCUCCCGCCUCCACCCGCCUCCACCCGUCUCCUCCCGUCUCCUCCCGUCUCCUCCAGCCUCCACCCGCCUCCACCCGUCUCCUCCAGCCUCCUCCCGUCUCCUCCAGCCUCCUCCCGCCUCCUCCCGUCUCCUCCAGCCUCCUCCCGUCUCCACCUGCCUCCUCCCGUCUCCUCCAGCCUCCUCCAGCCUCCUCCAGCCUCCUCCAGCCUCCUCCCGCCUCCUCCCGUCUCCUCCCGCCUCCUCCCGCCUCUUAAAGCCUCCUCCUCUCAAUCACACUUUGAAUCGCAAUACUCUAAUUCUCUGCUGGCAUGUCACUCCACAGAAGGGAUAUGA
This is a messenger RNA of Knipowitschia caucasica, 1794 nucleotides long. The record is from the annotation of a GenBank genome assembly. Lineage: Eukaryota; Metazoa; Chordata; Actinopteri; Gobiiformes; Gobiidae.